AUGUACAUCCCUGACGAAGUCUUGAUCGACAUCCUAAUAAGACUACCCGUAAAGUCCCUCAUUCGGUUUAUGACUGUAUGCAAGUCAUGGAGAAAUAUGAUCGGACGCUUGAGCUUUAUUGGUGAACAUCUUAAUAGGAAUCUCAACAAUCAUGCUCAUACUUUUCUAGUGGCCCUCCACAACAAUGGAGGCACAGGAGACACUGGCUACUCUCUUCUCUCCAAUGAAACAUUUGAGCUCCUUCCAGGGAGCGGCAUGUCGUGGCGGCCUUUAUUCGGAUAUGGCAUGACUCUUGCAUUCGGGUUCCACCCUGGUGUGAAUGAUUACAAGGUUGUAAGGAAGGUAUCAAUUGAUGUAGAGGAGCUUCUCUCUGCAGUGGAGAUUUAUAGUUUAAGCACAAAGUCUUGGAAGACGGUUGAUGUAAUUCCUCCUUUGAUAAAGAGCAUGAAACGCCGGCAACGAGGUAUUUCAAGAAAUCCAGCUACCGGAGGGUAUUGCCGGUGGGUUAAAUCUGUUGAGGAGUACAAAGAAUCAAUUUGCUUGUUGCAACUCAACAAGGAUGGACAAGAGGAGCAUAUUAACAUAUGGAUUCUCCAAGAAAAGUAUUUUAAAAAGUUGGUCACUGUUGGUUUUCCCGGAAUGAGUCUUACCCCAUUGGGAUUUAGAAUGAAAAAUGAACUUCUUCUCGAGCUUCAUGAACAAGAUAGUAAAGGAUCUGAUCUGGCUAUAUAUAAUCUUGAGUCCAAGCAGCUCACUCAAACUGGAAUUAGGUUGGUGAAAAAUUACUAUGAUGCCUAUUAUGUGGCUACUUACGUUGAAAGUUUAGUCUUACUCAUGGAUUAA
Molecule: messenger RNA, 843 nt
Organism: Prunus armeniaca (apricot)
Lineage: Eukaryota; Viridiplantae; Streptophyta; Magnoliopsida; Rosales; Rosaceae
Source: the annotation of a GenBank genome assembly